UCUGCCUGCACCCCGGAGGACUGCACUCGUUUCCUUUUCGGCUGCGAGCGGUCCCGCAGCCGUGGCUGAGCUGGAAGAAAGAUGGCGGCUGCCGUGCGACAGGAUUUGGCCCAGCUCAUGAAUCUGAGUGGCUCUCAUAAAGAUCUGGCGGGCAAAUAUCGUCAGAUUCUGGAAAAAGCCAUCCAGUUAUCUGGGACAGAACAACUAGAAGCUCUGAAAGCUUUUGUGGAAGCGAUGGUGAAUGAGAAUGUCAGUCUUGUGAUCUCCCGGCAACUGCUGACAGAUUUCUGCACACACCUCCCUAACCUGCCGGACAGCACAGCCAAGGAGAUCUAUCAUUUCACCUUGGAGAAGGUCCAGCCCCGUGUCAUUUCUUUUGAGGAACAGGUUGCUUCCAUAAGACAGCAUCUUGCAUCUAUUUAUGAGAAAGAAGAAGACUGGAGAAAUGCAGCCCAAGUGUUGGUGGGGAUUCCUCUGGAAACAGGACAAAAACAGUACAAUGUAGAUUAUAAGCUGGAGACUUACCUGAAGAUUGCUAGGCUGUAUCUGGAGGAUGAUGACCCUGUCCAGGCUGAGGCUUAUAUAAACCGGGCAUCCCUGCUUCAGAAUGAGUCCACGAAUGAACAGUUACAAAUACAUUACAAGGUAUGCUAUGCACGUGUCCUUGAUUACAGAAGAAAAUUUAUUGAAGCUGCCCAAAGGUACAAUGAGCUCUCUUACAAAACCAUAGUGCAUGAAAGUGAAAGACUGGAGGCCUUGAAACAUGCUUUGCACUGCACCAUCUUAGCAUCAGCAGGACAGCAGCGGUCUCGGAUGCUUGCUACGCUUUUUAAGGAUGAACGGUGCCAGCAACUUGCUGCAUAUGGGAUCCUAGAGAAAAUGUACCUAGAUAGGAUCAUCCGAGGGGACCAGCUUCAAGAGUUUGCUGCAAUGCUCAUGCCUCACCAAAAAGCAACUACAGCCGAUGGUUCCAGCAUCUUGGACAGAGCUGUUAUUGAGCAUAAUUUGUUGUCAGCAAGCAAAUUGUAUAACAAUAUCACCUUUGAAGAACUUGGAGCUCUUUUAGAGAUCCCUGCAGCUAAGGCAGAAAAGAUAGCAUCUCAAAUGAUAACCGAAGGACGUAUGAACGGAUUUAUUGACCAGAUUGAUGGAAUAGUUCAUUUUGAAACACGAGAAGCCCUGCCAACAUGGGACAAGCAGAUCCAGUCACUUUGUUUCCAAGUAAACAACCUUCUGGAGAAGAUUAGUCAGACGGCCCCGGAGUGGACGGCACAGGCCAUGGAGGCCCAGAUGGCCCAGUGAGUCCUGGCUGAGCCCCCGCGCACGCUGCAUCGUUGCCCUUCGUGCAGGUUGAUUCGCUGCCCCUCCAAAGCAUUUGCAACAUGACCUUACACACUGCAGUCCUUCAUGCCGAAUCCCAUUUAAAGAAGAUGCUAGAGCAGGGAGUUCAGCGUGUAAGCAUAGUAGUUCCCAUAUAUUCUGGGUCUGUGCAUUAAACCAACUCAGAUACUUUGAAAGUUUGUUCUUUAAGCAGAAGUGAAAGCUCUGUGAUGAAGUUUGGGAUUUGUGAUAACUUUGUAGUUAUAUAAACUUAAGUGCUUUGUGCCUCUCCAAAUGUGGUUAUUCUAAUAAAUGGGGCAAUGAGCCAAAUAAAGAGAACACUUCGUUUUUAA
Molecule: messenger RNA, 1673 nt
Organism: Mesocricetus auratus (golden hamster)
Lineage: Eukaryota; Metazoa; Chordata; Mammalia; Rodentia; Cricetidae
Gene: Cops4
Product: COP9 signalosome subunit 4
Exons: 10
Coding region: 82-1302 (406 amino acids)
Cellular component (GO): COP9 signalosome; cytosol
Source: RefSeq, a predicted model, not a curated record